AUCAGUUCUUGACAGUGUAUAGUCAACAUCGUGUGAUUGUGAAUACAAUUGUAGUCCAGGUCAAGGAAGGCUAGAUAUCUUGCAUGGGACGCGUGGACUCAAAAACCUGGUUGGGGAGACGACGACAGGUAAAAUAUACAGAAAAUCAAAAUGCAGAUAUCGAUAUCCUUUAUGUGGUUCGUCGCAGUGAUAGUGUUGCAGGAAUUAUCUCCCUUGCAUGUCUCUUGCCAACAAUAUCAGCUCGUUGCUACAAAGGAGGGAUUCUAUGUUAAGCUGUCAUCAAUAAUAGUUAUCCAUCACACGACCUCUCAGCCUUUUAUGUACCUUGGCAGUGGGGAAUUAUCGGUAUCAGAAUUUCGUGGUAAUUUCAAAAUGAAUGAUUAUCUCACUGAACGGGUGGCAUUAACAAAUUACACCCACGUGCAAAGCAAUGAUUCAGACGUCUUGGAACUCUUCAGUGAUGACAACACCUUUCAGGCCACGGUUACCCUUCAGUCUACCGCUGCAGUUCAGCUCAGCGUGGACAUAAGUGUCCAGCAGACAUUUGGUAGUGUUAACAGGAUGUGGGUGAGGCUUAAGUCGGACGACAAAGAACACCUGUAUGGUGGCGGAGAGCAGUAUUCCUACUUUGAUUUGAAAGGUCGUGUUUUCCCAAUAUGGACCCGCGAGCAAGGUGUUGGAAGAAACAGGAGUGAAUUGGUUACCUUCUUUGCGGAUCUUUUGUAUUCCGGGGGAGACUAUCACACCACCUAUUACCCACAACCAACAUUCAUCAGUUCAAAGAAGUACCUCUGCCACGUUGACACCAAGGCUUAUUCCGUCAUGGAUUUUUCACAUGUUGACUUCCACGAAAUUCAAAUAUAUGCAGAAUCGGCAAGCAUUCUAUUCAACUAUGGUACCGAUUUUCCUGACAUAAUAAAUAAAAUGUCAAAUAUGUUUGGUAGGCAACCUCAGCUCCCAGAAUGGCUGAACACUGGUGUGAUCAUUGCAACUCAAGGAGGAACGAACGUGAUGCGGAACAAUGUGACGGAGUGCCAGAAACAUGGAAUGCGUGUGGCUGGGGUGUGGAUACAGGAUUGGGCUGGCUCCCUCAAAACAUCAUUUGGUUCUCGCCUUUUUUGGAACUGGAAAUGGAACAAAACAGCUUAUCCAGGCCUGGACGAGGCCAUUGUGACGUUAAGGAACCAAGGGAUACAGGUCUUAGUGUACAUCAAUCCAAACCUGAACGUACAAGGUGAACUGUUCAAAGAAGGUGAUUCGAAGGGGUAUAUGCUGAAAAAUAACAGGAACGAGACGAUUAAGGCUGAUUUUGGGGAAUUCCUUUGUGGAACUGUUGACUUGACAAAUCCCAAGGCUUUUUCUUGGUAUAAAGACAUAAUCAAGAAAAAUAUCCUAGGCCUGGGUAUAAGAGGAUGGAUGGCAGAUUUUGGCGAGUACAUCCCAGAAGACGCUCUAUUCUACAACCAGAAAUCCGGCCUUGAGAUGCACAAUGAGUUUCCGGCUCUUUGGGCGAGAGUUAAUCGAGAGGCUGUGGAGGAGAUGGAUUUGCUUGGAGAUGUCUUCUUCUUUAUGAGAUCGGGAUAUACAGGCUCUCAAAACUAUACGGUUGCCAUGUGGGCCGGGGACCAAAAUGUGGAUUUCAGUUACGGAGAUGGAGUGGGGACAACCGUCACGGCUGCGCUGUCAAUGGGAAUGUCCGGAAUGGGGCUAACUCAUUUUGACAUAGGUGGCUAUACGACCGAAGGACAAAAAGGGUUGCGUCGUUCUCAAGAAGUUCUCUUGCGGUCUGCAGAAAUGGCCGUAUUUACUCCUACCAUGCGAACACAUGAAGGAAAUCAGCCGUCGUUCAACACACAGUUCUACUCGUCUCCGUUGCUGUUAAACCAGUUUGCUCGACUGAGCAAGAUGUUUACAAUGUUGGCCAACUAUACGCGGAGCGUCGUUCUGGAAACGUCGACCACGGGACUUCCGGCGCAGAGAGCACUGUUCAUUCAUUAUCCUAACGAUUCACAGUCUUACACAAUCAAGUACCAAUACCUGCUAGGCCCAGAUCUCUUGGUGGCUCCAGUCUACUUAAAAGGUGCUCAUAAUUGGACAGUGUUUUUGCCUUCUGACCAGUGGAUACAUUUGUGGUCUGAGCGACAAUUCAAGGGUCCUUUGAAAGUUUCUGUCCCUGCCCCUCUUGGACAGCCGCCAGUUUUCUACAGAAAAUCAUCAACCUGGAAAGACACAUUCAAACUUAUUUCUACCGUAAAAAUCCCACCUCCCACAGGCGCUGGCGUUAGCGAACUAUUAUAUAUUCCUUUUAUGCUAAUAUGUUUGUUCUUUAACGCAAUAGUCUUCUAUUAG
Liolophura sinensis is the source of this 2349-nucleotide messenger RNA. Its product is annotated as sulfoquinovosidase-like. Gene Ontology annotation, biological process: carbohydrate metabolic process. The transcript is spliced from 10 exons. The record is from RefSeq and is a predicted model, not a curated record. Gene Ontology annotation, molecular function: hydrolase activity, hydrolyzing O-glycosyl compounds; carbohydrate binding. NCBI's taxonomy places the organism in Eukaryota, Metazoa, Mollusca, Polyplacophora, Chitonida, Chitonidae. Bases 151 to 2349 code for a protein of 732 amino acids.